Sinocyclocheilus rhinocerous is the source of this 1015-nucleotide messenger RNA. Its product is annotated as ribosomal RNA processing protein 36 homolog. Gene Ontology annotation, cellular component: nucleolus; 90S preribosome. The transcript is spliced from 7 exons. Bases 1 to 858 code for a protein of 285 amino acids. NCBI's taxonomy places the organism in Eukaryota, Metazoa, Chordata, Actinopteri, Cypriniformes, Cyprinidae. The record is from RefSeq and is a predicted model, not a curated record. Gene Ontology annotation, biological process: maturation of SSU-rRNA from tricistronic rRNA transcript (SSU-rRNA, 5.8S rRNA, LSU-rRNA).
AUGCAAACUUCAGCAGAGGAUGAAGAGGAAUUGAGAAAUGAAGAUGCAUCUGCAGAGGAAGACGAAGAGGAUGAAGACAAUGGCGUGGAUGAUGAAGAUGAGUCAGGGAGUGAUGAAGAUGAAGCAGAUAGUAACCCUGAAGAUGUACAAUCACACACGGAAGGAAACCUUAAAAAAGAAUUAUCAACCAUGCCCUUUGAGGAAAUCAUGAGGCUACAGAAUAAAGUUGGAACAAAAGCAUACAAUAAAAUAGCUUAUGGUUCCACAAAGGCUCAGAAAAAAAACGACCCCAUGAAACGAUUAAAUAAGCACAGGUAUUCUGAGAUUUCUGCAAAGAAACAUGUGCCUUUCCUUCGAAAAGUCGUUCCCGUCAAGAAAAGGAUUUCAAGGGACCCUCGCUUUGAUGACCUCUCAGGAGAAUACAAACCUGAAAUUUUUUCUCGGACGUACAAAUUCAUUAAUGACAUCCGCCAAAAGGAAACAAAGAUAGUGAGAAAGAAACUCGGGAAAGCCAAAUCAGACACUAAAAAGGAAGAACUGAAAGCCUUGCUUAAGAGAAUGGAAAACCAGCAGAGGGCCCGACAGAGACAAGAGCAUGAAAGAGAAAAGGAACUUCACUUCAAGCAGAAACAGAGAGAGCUGGUUGGCCAGGGACACAAACCUUUCUACCUAAAGAAAUCUGACAAGAAGAAGCUGGAAUUGGCUGAGAAGUACAGCGAGCUGAAAAAGAGCGGGAAGCUGGAGAACUUCUUGAGUAAGAAGAGGAAACGUAAUGCCACCAAGGAUCGCAAAAAGUUGCCCAAUCAGCACAAGAAGCGCCAUAUAUGGACCAAUCAUGGCUCAUCUGUGGCACCUUGAAUUGAUUAUUUGUCUUAGUGUGACAUAAUGCAGAAGGACGUCUGCUGAAAAGUCAAUCCUGCUGGACUGUGAUGUUAAGAGAACUUGGUGUAAUUUGAGGUGUAUAUUUCACCUACAUUUGCACAGAUAUGGAUUUAAAUGUGUUUUGUUAACAGGU